GCGGCUCUGCGGGCGCGGAGCGAGCGCGGCCCCGGCCCGCCGGCGGCGGCGGCAGGAUGAAGUUCGCCGAGCACCUCGCGGCGCACAUCACCCCCGAGUGGCGGAAGCAGUACAUCCAGUAUGAGGCUUUGAAAGAGAUGCUAUAUGCAGCUGUGGACCAGGCACCUUCUAUAGAAGACACAGAUGAGGACACGGUGAAAAGAUGUUUUGCCACGUUUGAAGAGAAAUUCUUCCAAACCUGUGAGAAAGAACUUGCCAAAAUCAACAUUUUCUAUUCAGAGAAGCUGGCGGAGGCGCAGCGCCGCUUCACCACGCUCCGCACCGAGCUGCAAUCCACCUUGGACGCGCAGAAGGAGGCCAGCGGGGCCUCCACGCUGCCGCGGCGCCGAAAGCCCGUCUUCCACCUGUCCCACGAGGAGCGCGUCCAGCACAGGAACAUCAGAGACCUGAAACUGGCCUUCAGCGAGCUCUACCUCAGCCUCAUCUUGCUGCAGAACUAUCAGAACCUGAACUUCACCGGCUUCCGCAAGAUCCUGAAGAAGCAUGACAAGAACCUGGAGACAACGCGGGGGGCAGAGUGGAGGGUGGCCGAGGUGGAGGUGGCUCCCUUCUACACCUGCAAGAAGAUCAACCAGCUUAUCUCUGAAACAGAGGAAGUGGUGACCAACGAGUUGGAAGAUGGAGACAGACAGAAGGCAAUGAAACGUUUGCGUGUUCCACCCUUAGGAGCAGCUCAGCCUGUACCAGCCUGGACUACGUUCAGGGUUGGAUUGUUCUGCGGGUUGUUCAUUGCACUGAACGUCACUGUCAUACUUUCAGGUGUGGCUUUUAUAGAUGGACCAAAUGUGUGGCCACUGGUGAGAAUCUAUCGAGGUGGCUUUCUCCUGAUAGAAUUCCUCUUUCUCCUGGGUAUCAACACGUAUGGCUGGAGACAGGCUGGAGUCAACCACGUCCUCAUCUUCGAACUCAAUCCCCGCAGCAACUUGUCCCAUCAACAUCUCUUUGAGAUUGCUGGUUUCCUGGGCGUUUUGUGGUGCCUGAGCCUGCUGGCAUGUAUAUAUGGUAAAUUCACCUACAUCCCUAUGCAGGUGAACCCACUCAUCUUGUAUGGCUUCAUGUUGCUUUUUCUCAUCAACCCCACCAAAACCUUAUACUACAAGUCCCGUUUCUGGCUGCUGAAACUAUUGUUUCGAGUAUUCACCGCUCCCUUCCACAAGGUAGGCUUCGCAGAUUUCUGGCUGGCUGAUCAGCUCAACAGCCUGGUCGUGAUACUUAUGGAUUUGGAAUACAUGAUCUGCUUCUACAGCUUUGAGGUUCAGUGGGAGGACAAUGCUGGACUUCUGGCAGAUACAGAUAAUCAGAUUUGUAACAGCUACUCCUACGGAGUGAGAGCAGUUGUCCAGUGCAUCCCUGCUUGGUUGCGAUUCAUCCAGUGCCUGCGCCGUUACCGCGAUAACAAACGGGCCUUUCAUCUGGUUAACGCUGGAAAAUAUUCCACCACCUUCUUCGUGGUGACAUUUGCAGCCCUCUACAACACUCACAAAGCUAAAAACCACAGUGACACCCAAGUGUUCUUCUACCUGUGGAUUAUCUUCUGUUUCAUCAGCUCUUGCUAUACCCUCAUUUGGGACCUGAAGAUGGACUGGGGUCUCUUUGACAAAAAUGCUGGUGAAAAUACGUUUCUCCGAGAAGGAAUUGUCUACCCACAGAAAGCAUACUACUAUUGUGCCAUUGUAGAAGACGUCAUCCUGCGUUUUGCGUGGACCAUCCAGAUCUCCCUCACUUCCAUGCAAAUCUUUCCCUACGCUGCGGACAUCAUCUCUACGGUGUUUGCCCCACUCGAGGUGUUCCGGCGGUUUGUGUGGAACUUCUUCCGUCUGGAGAACGAGCACCUGAACAACUGCGGCGAGUUCCGCGCCGUGAGGGACAUCUCGGUGGCGCCGCUCAACGCCGACGACCUGACGCUCCUGGAUCAGAUGAUGGACCAGGAGGACGGCGUCCGCAACCGCCGCAAGAACAAGCAGUGGAAGCGCAGCCUGAGCGUGUCCCUGCGCAGGCCUCGCCUCGCCUCACAGUCCAAGGCUUCUGACACAAAGGUGUUGAUAGAGGACCUAGCAAACGAAGUGAACACAUGAGAUGGCCACAUUCUCUUAUUCCACAUCCUUUGUUUUCUCGUUCUGUUUCCCUCUUCCCCAAGUAACCCGAGCUCUGGUACAGUUCCAGCUGAAAACAGGAGAAAACACUGAACACGUUUUCCGAGCUCUUCCAGACCAGAUCCUAUGGACUCCAACAAGCUCACUGUGUUUCGUUUCUUUUCUUCUGGGUUAAUUUUAAUGUUCUAUUUUAAACAAACAAACAAACAAAUAAAAUAUUUUACUUUGUUUUGCCAAUAAAGAGGACAGUUCAGGAAAGAAGGAUUGUUUACAGUCUCGACAAGGACAUACAAACCUUAUCUGGAUAACGAAGCACCGUAGGGACUCCCUCAUGGGACAGUGCUGAGAGCACACUUGGUUUCUGCUUGGCCCGGUUUUGACUGGUUGAAACCGGACUUUUUAAAUCCGAUUUUUUUGUUGUUGUUGUUGGUUUUUUUUUUUUUUUUCCAGUUGUUUGGGUUUUUUUUUCCUUCAUACCCAGCGCUGAGGCACUGGCUGCACUUGCAGGGAAAGUGCACUUAGAGCAGUAUCUUCAUUCAUGAAGCUACUUUUUAAUUUGAUGUAACUUUUCUUAUAAUUUUUUGGAAAUAUGAUGUAUCUGUUGCAUAUAGUUUUCACAUUAUUUAUGAAACUUAACAACCAUAUGAGAGUGAUUUUGAGUCCUGUGCAAUGAAGGUUGUAACGGUAGAACGAAGUGGGGAACGUAGAUCUCCAUCUCCAGGGUCCUGGGGUGAUGCCCCUGCAAAUACCCCUCUCGUGAGACAACUUGCACCUCUGUGUACCUUCUCUCUCUUUUAUUCCUUUUCAAGUUUAUUUUAAACCAAAGUUUCUCUUUCUGAUGCUUUUUUUUUUAGCUGCUGCUACUGCUUCUGGGCAUGUCUCUCGUGCCAGUUCAAAGCCAACUUCUCCACGUGUGAAAGUAGUGCAGAUGAUCCUAAGGAAAGGAGAGUUGGUUCCCACCAACAGCACAAAACACUGGGCGAACAAAGGCUUUGGAACUUCAUUCUCCAGAUCCAAAAGUACUUUUCCAAGCUUUAGGUGUGUCAUGAGGGCAUCUCAGUCCGAGCAGGGAGCUUUUCGGGAGUUCUGCAGCCCAGCAAAGUGGGACGAGGCGAGGAUGGUGACGGUUCUCCUGGGACAGCCAUCAUCAGGCUGGGGCUUAGGAGUGGUGGUGUGUUUCAGGGAGCAUGGAGAGAACUGUGGUGUGCCCACCUGAAGGGGAAGGUGAGGUGGAAAACAGCUCUUCCGUGGUUUCUGGGUUAGCAAAAAGCCUCUGUUGGGCACUGUCCAGCUGCUCUGCCCCUCGGCUCAUCUCAUUCUCCCCGCUUGGGAAGUGGGAUGCUUGAGCAGAUGUGGGUAAUGGACAGCCGGGCAAAUUAUGUUGGAAGAGAGAUGUGAACUCCAUGGACUCCCCUCCUCCUGGGAGGGAGCCAUGGGGGUCUCAGAGCCCUGUCAUCCUUCCCUUGGCACACCUUGUUCUCUGUGGGUCGGCAAGGGAAGGGUGAAACUCCUGAAGGAGGAUCCUCACCAGGCUGGUGGCAGUUUGGGCCGUGGAAUUGCAGGAAUCUCUCCUCGGUUGCUGUUUGAUGGUUGUUUCCCUUAACCAGCACAGUGUCUCCCACGGCUGGUAUCUUGCAUUUCCUCAGUUUGCCUGCUGUGCCUCUUGCCCAGAGGAACUAAAGAAGGAAAUUUGGUUCUCUUCAUUUAAUUGGAAAUGGAUUAAACCCCGUUGUGGUGCUGCUCCUCUCAUCUCCCUCCGUGUGGGGCUGCUCUGGUGGGAGCAGAGCCGGGGCUGUGCUGUCCAUCUUCCCUGAAUUCCUGUCUUUACCUCCCGUAGGUCAGUUCAGACAUAAAACGCAGCAUUCCCGUUCACAUGGAAGUGGAGUCUGGGAUAUAAAGCCCCCUAAAAUAUUUCAGGUUCCUAAUUUGCAUUGGUGCCGUGUCCAAACCUUGUGUAGGUAUUUCCAGCAGUGGGGAAUGGAGCUGUCCCUGCCUGGGGAGGUUAGGGGGGGGCAGCUGCACUGGGGGGAGGAAAUCCAAAAUCAUUUGGAUUUAUUCAAGUCAAAUAACACCACUGGGUGUUACUUAAGCAAGUGGGGUUUUUAUACAAAGAAUCAGAGCUUUACUAGUAAUUAUCUUCCUUUCACAGGGAAAUUAAAAAUACAGAGAGACAUUGUGAGCCAUUUGGUCUGGUGGAGGGUGUCCCUGCCCUUGGCGGGGGGUUGGAACUAUGUGAUCCUUAAGGUCGCUUCCAACCCACACCAUUCCAUGGUUCUGAGAUUUGGAAGUGACGCCGGUCCCCUGGGAGCACUCUGCCUUCCUCAGCUGGGCUGGGGAGGGCAGGGUGUGGCUGGGUGACCUGUGUCCAUCUGUCCGUCCUGCUGCUGCACCGUCCCACCCUCUGCUUCCCAGCCUGGCGGGGGGGAUCAGGUUGCAAGUGAUUAAAUUCUGAUUCUGUAGUUUACCCAAAUCCUUAUGGGAAGCAAGAAUUCAGUGUGUCCAUCUGCUCUGCUCCCUGCUCUGCUCUUCCUCUUCCCUUUUUCUGUCUUUGCUGGCAGGAGAAGCAAGGAAAGAAAAAAGGGAGGUGGCAUGCUAUGACGAGCAAACGUUAUCUCCUAAAAUAAAACGUUGUCCCUUUUGGCAGUGAAGAUGCUGUCUCAGGGGAAAGCAGCCUGAAUUCCCAGAAGGGUGGCUUUUAAAGGCUCCUAGCUCCCAGCCCUGCGCCCGCCUGUUCCCUCCCUCCCAGAGAUUUCUGAGAAUUCAGGCGUGCAGAUUCCUCCCGAGAGCGAGCGCUAAAGCCGGGAUGGCUCCACGUCUGCGAGAACAUCUGGCCAAUAAAGGGAGACCUAAUGAAGCAGAACAGAUGGUGAGAGAAAAUAGCCCUGUCGCUCCUCGGGAGCAGCAGGAGCGAGGGGAGUGGGGACAUUCCCAGGGUGGCUUCACUUCCUGAGCUGGGCUUUGCUCAUGGGUGCUUGGAAAUGCUCCCGCAGGGAGAGCAGCAGGGUGGCAGUCCAGGGCAGAGCAGCGUUAAAAGGAGCGGAGGGUGAGGGGUUUAUCCAUUGCUUUAAGUUGUUGGGAUGCAGCUGGAUGGGAAGUGGGAGCUGAGGAAGGUCCUCAAGCUCUGGCUUUCAGGUGUUGGGCUGUGCCUCGUGACUCAGUGGAGGUUGAGUUUUGCAGCUCAGGAUGGUGUGGAGCUGCUUUGGUCUGGUGAAACCCAUCAGGAUGGUGCAGUCUAAGGAGCGGAGGUGCCACAGUGUGGCAUUUGUGACUUUUGGAGAUUCCCUUUGAACCUGCUUCUCCAUGCUGAUUCCCUCCUGCCCUCCAUCCUGCCGUGCCCCGGGGGAUUUUGGGGUUGCAGGGGGUGAGGUGUUGCAGCACCCAGAGCUGAUUUGCUGGCUGGAGUUCCCCGUGUGGCUUUGGGACGGUGUCACCAGAACCACCCGGUGCCUGUGCUGGGGCAGGGCAAUGCCUCGUGCCAUGGGGGUGCUCCUGAGAGGACAGCAGGGCAGGACUGGGAUCUUCGGGCUCGGCAAGCAGGACUGGGAGCUUCUCCAAUGACAACCGAUGCCGUCCCAGCACAUUUUAGGAGAAAUGCAUUUGCAGCAUUCCUGGCUGCAGCCUGUGUGUAUCCAGUAAGCUCCUACCUCUCUCAUCCAGGUGCAUUCCCAAAGUCAGUUGGUGUUCAUCCUACGCCUUUCCCAGCCCUGCUCCCGGCCCUCCUCAUUCUCUCAAGUGUCUUUGCUGUUUGUCUGAUUCCAAUGAAAGGGGUCAGCUGGCAGCAGCCUUCAGCAUGGACAUCUUGGAAUGGGAGAGAUCUCUGGUGGAAAUCUCAGCAGAGUUGGAUCCUGCUGCUCCUACUUCCCUGAAAACCCUUGUGCUGCUUGUUCUGCCUCUGUGCUGGCACUCAGCUGCAAGGCCAGCGUGGCAGACAGGGAGGGAAAGCAUGUUCCUGGUUCAGGAGGGAACAAUCCCUGGGGAUUUAUCUUCCAGCGAGCGGUGGGGACAGUGUGAAGCCUUUGCCGUGUUUUGAAGGGCCGAGUGGAUUGGGCCUUGUCCUGCAGGGGUGCUGCCGUGCUCUGCUCGCUGGGCUGCGUCCCCAGCGUCAGGCCACGUGCUGGGAAGGGUCCUGGGGCCAGGACAUGGCUUGGCAAGCUGGGGACACACUUUGCUCACAUGCUGCAUCCCAGCUCCGUGUCCUCCCUCCUCUCCUCCACCCUUCUGCUUUGCACUCGCAGGGGGAAGGUGAUCUUCUGCCUUAAACAGUAUUAUUUUUUUUUUAAUUUACGUUUUUAUUCCAGAAGGCAAUCGGAUUGUUUUGUCUCCUUGGAAAAGAGGGGCUGGGGCUCCUGGGGGAAGAGUGGGAAAUCCCUGUGGUACCUCUGCAGCAGUCACAGCUGGGCUCAGUGGCUGUCACCUCAUCAACCCUUGCCUCCUUUUACGCGACCCCAAUCCCGAACUCUGCACCUUGGGGCGAGCGUCCCGUGCUGCCCCCGUGGGGCUGAGCUGGUGUGUCCCAUCGCUGGGGGCUGUCCCAAGGCCGCGGGAGAGGCUCGCACCGCCGUGCUGACACCCCGGCCUGUUCCCGGAGGGAGCCGAGGGCUGCCCCGGCACGAGGGGCAGGAGGCACCGUCCCUGCCGGGCAAGGUGCCCUGCGCCCUGACAUCCCUCGAGCUCUCUAAACCAAAUUGUGAACUCUCCGCUCCAGAGGAGAAAUUGGGCACCCUGGUAGAACUUGCCGUGACCUCUCCAUCCCGUAAGUCCUCGUGGCGAAGGAGCGGCGCUUGGAAGGGGCCCGGGGUGGAAACGCCAAAGUUCCCCCUGGGUCCCGCUGCCGCCUUCCUCUCCCCCUCCCCACUGUGUUGGUCUAAAUGAUCUUUCUAUGAAGCCCUGUAGAUGUCAAAAGUAAUUAUGGAGUGUGAUUAGUCCUCUGUGGGUGCUUUCUUUCUUUCUUUUCUUUCUUUCUUUCUUUCUCCCCCCCCUCCUUUCCCUUUUGCUAUCCCCUUCUCCACUCUUCUGUUUUGGCUCAGUGGAAAAGGUGAGGACAAAGAAUUGCCGCUUGCUUGGACUCAUGAUGUAUCUGUGACUGCGCUAUUAGCUGUCUCCUCCUUCCUCCCCAAAUGGAUAUAAUUUUUGAAGUGUGGAAUUCCCUUCUUGAUAAGUAGGUUUUAAAAAAAGAAAAAUUACUGCACAAUGUGAUACUGUUUCAUAGUUUCUAGGUGGUUGUAUAAAGCAAAGUUACUGUGAUUGUGUUUUUUCAAAGGAACAAGUGAUUGGUUACGAAAUCUGUCCUUUUUUCAUUAUUACAAGCUCUUUGUUUUCCAAUGA
Hirundo rustica (Barn swallow) is the source of this 7478-nucleotide messenger RNA. It is a transcript of the gene XPR1, whose product is annotated as xenotropic and polytropic retrovirus receptor 1. Gene Ontology annotation, cellular component: cytoplasm; Golgi apparatus; plasma membrane. Gene Ontology annotation, biological process: cellular response to phosphate starvation; phosphate ion transport. Bases 57 to 2135 code for a protein of 692 amino acids. NCBI's taxonomy places the organism in Eukaryota, Metazoa, Chordata, Aves, Passeriformes, Hirundinidae. Gene Ontology annotation, molecular function: inositol hexakisphosphate binding. The record is from RefSeq and is a predicted model, not a curated record. The transcript has 15 exons.